Messenger RNA from Podospora pseudopauciseta, 399 nucleotides. RefSeq lists its product as uncharacterized. Bases 76 to 399 code for a protein of 107 amino acids. The transcript has 2 exons. Lineage: Eukaryota; Fungi; Ascomycota; Sordariomycetes; Sordariales; Podosporaceae. The record is from RefSeq and is a predicted model, not a curated record.
UUAAGUUUGUUGGGUUUGGCCCCCAAGGCCCCAUGUUCAGCCGACCGCUCGGGGCCUCUUACCCGGCCGCCGUUGAUGGCCUUUGUUUCAGGAAAGGGGGAAACAAUUGCGGCUGCCGGCAGCACGCAGGAAAUAGAACAAUCUAGCGUGCAAGACGUCGCAGUGAAAGCCGCAGGGCCCCCCAGCGCUGGCCAUGUGCGGCCGGACUGCCGUGCAGUUGUUCGUUUCCACUCUAGAAAAGCGCCCGAUGUCCGGCACCGAACCCGUAUCUUCCCCAGCCUCCUGCCCGGUGCCGGUCUUGGCCAUUAUCAGCAAGCCGACAUCUGCCAGCAUGCAGAGUCUGCUGGCAUCUCCCAACCGCACCACCCCGUUGCCGUCCUGACCUUUUCAUCGCUGUAA